Symbiodinium necroappetens is the source of this 303-nucleotide messenger RNA. Lineage: Eukaryota; Dinophyceae; Suessiales; Symbiodiniaceae. The record is from the annotation of a GenBank genome assembly.
AUGGCCAUGGUGUUAUGGGGAUCGAGCCUCAACUCCAUGCUCCCACCCGAAAAGCCAUCAGAGGUCGAUGGAGAUCAGGAGUUGCCGCCGGCUUUCCCAAUUGACGACCGCUUUAGCAAUGGAGGCGAACCCCUACCUGAUGAAGCCGAAAUGUGCCGACGAGCUCGCGUGGAUACUGGUGAAUCGCUGGCAACGCGAGAAUCCUACUUCUCCGACAGCAUGCCAACUAGUGCCAGUGUCAAUGCGCCCCCGAACCGGGUCUUGCACAACCGCAACACAGUUCUUGUCGAGAACAUGAUGAAG